GGCUCUCACAGCUUUCGCUAUUAAAAGACUUCUGCACAUAGUUAGCAGGACCUGUAAAGAAAGUGUAAACGUGGCAGAAAAAAACGAAAGUUUGUCUUUUUCUGUGACUUUAUUGUUGUUACCGAAUGUGCAUCCUCUCCCUCGAGACUGGGUGUUAUUAACAGGACUGCUACACUGUAUCUGCGUGACCUGCCGUGUGCUCUCAAUGGGGAUUUUCUCCAGGCUUAGUUUCUGUAUGUUGUCAACUCUAUGAGUAAUUGGAUGUUGAAGUGUUUUUAAUGUUCGCAUAUGUUUCCUUUGUGAAGUUGCGAACUUUAAACUUCCUUUAAACCAAUAAUCAAAAAUAAUAAUGUAAUCAAAAAUAUGAAAAAAGACUUUCAUCACCAUUUCCCUACGCUGAGGAGUCGCCACUCUGCGCCGGAACACAGAGCAGUUCCAAAGACAGCAGGCAGGGUGCUGCAGUGAAAGGGGCUAGUCUCCUUUAACAUUUAUGUCCACAGUAGUGACCACUAAGCAACGGUUGUUAACCCACAGAGCUGUUGCCUGUGGCUUUUGAGGAUAAGGCUUGUUUGUGUAUUUGGGUUUGUGUGUCUCUGGUGUAUUGCGAGUCAAAGACUCUCUCUGUGGUCCCCUUGAGUUUUUCAGUGGCGGUGGAAAAUUCUCAUUGGGGUCUUUUAGACAGUAUACACAAACUUCUUAAAAACAUCGACACUCAACACUUCAUCGACGGGGGUCAGCUCACACACACCCCCGACAUGCUAGUUUACGUGAACGCAUAAGCACUCAGUGUAACAAUGACACAUACACACACACAUAGUCCGAGAUGCACUCUCUCACUCAUACACAUACACACACACAAACACACAAGCUCACUAUGACACACUUUAGGGUUGCACCAGCCAAUCACAGUGGAGUGGAGUUGGUCCCCCAGUAGUGGGUGGGAGAGCAGUUGAAACAGAAGUCUGUCUCAGGGCAGACAAGUUUGUGUUGGUGGUUAAGAGAACUUUUACCUUCAUUUUCCCCGAGCCUGCAUUUUUGUAAUUUUUUUGAGUGGAUCUAAAGGGGAAUAAUUUGACUAUAAAUGGCUGAGUUGGUACGAAUCCGUAAAAAACGUCUGCAGAUUCCUAUAUCUAGGCUACGGGGCAUGCUGAAGCAACUGGAGGAGAAAGAUGUAGACUACGAUGAGAUAAAGAAGAAUUUAGCCCUCACGGCAUCACUGCUAGAAGCUGCCUACCUCGAUGGAACUAGACAAUCAUUAGACUCGGAGGACGACCUCCAGCAGCUGCACUCGGACGGCGUGCCCUCGGAGGUCACCGAUUGGCUGGCCUCCACCUUCACUCAGAGAACCAGACUUCCUGGCCGCCGCUCGGACGAGAAGCCCAAGUUCCGCAGCAUCGUCCACGCAGUGCAGGCCGGGAUAUUUGUGGAAAGGAUGUUCAAGCGGGCCUACACGGCCGCCAUGCCGGACCAGCACCCAGCCGUGGUCACCUGUCUGAGGGAUGUCGACCGCUGGAACUUUGACGUGUUUGCGCUGAACUCGGCCAGCUGUGACCACUCUCUACAGACCCUGCUGUUCGAGUUGGUGGUCCGAUAUGAGCUCAACAGCCGCUUCAAGAUCCCCAUUUCCUGCCUGACGGAGUUCCUGACCUCGCUUGAGAGGGGCUACUGUGAGAACAACAACCCUUACCACAGUCACGUUCACGCCGCCGACGUCACCCAGACGCUGCACUGCCUGCUCCUGCGCACCGGCCUCGUGCACUGGCUGUCUGAGCUGGAGGUGAUGGCCUGCCUGUUCGCUGCGGCCAUUCACGACUACGAACACACGGGCACCACCAACAACUUCCACAUCCACACCAAGUCAGAGUACGCCCUGAUCUACAACGACCGCUCGGUGCAGGAGAGCCACCACCUCAGCGCAGCGUUCAGGCUCCUGCAGGACGACCGCAUGAACAUCUUCGUGAACCUGACGCGGGAGGAGUGGAUGGAGCUCCGGUCACUGGUGAUAGAGAUGGUCUUGUCAACAGAUAUGACCUCUCACCUCCUUCAAGUGAAAGACAUGAAAUCUUGUCUACAACAACAGGAACGAAUCAACAAGCCCAAAGCGCUGUCCCUGUUGCUGCACACGGCUGACAUCAGUCACCCCUCCAAGCCCUGGGCUCUGCACUCUCGCUGGACGAAAGCUCUCAUGGAGGAGUUCUUCAGGCAGGGCGAUAGAGAGGCAGAGCUGGGCCUGCCCUUCUCUCCACUGUGUGACCGGAACACCACCCUCGUAGCCGACUCCCAGAUCGGGUUCAUAGACUUCAUCGUGGAUCCCACAUUCUGCCUGCUGUCAGACAUGGCUGAGAGAAUCGUCAUUCCCUUGGUGGAUGAGAACCCUCCAGACCCACGCAGCAGACACAGUAACAUCUGGAAGGAGAGCUCCAGAGGCCUGGAGUGGAGCCGGGCCCACGUCACCUCUGAGCUGGUCAGCUUCCGCACCACCUGGUCCCGUCUCACAGAGGAGAACAAGCUCAAGUGGAAGGAGAGCGGCUCCAAUGGAUUCCCCGACUCCAGCAUGACGAGAGAGGAGAAAACCGGAGAUGGGAGGCAAUCAGCAGAGAGCCUGCGAGCGCCCACUCAUGACACGGACCAGUAGACAGGCUUGGUGUUGUUGUUGUUAUCCUGUCAACGCACAACGAUAAUCCAUAGGAAAACAGACACAGCCCAGUCGUUGAACUUGGGUUACAUUGGAACUAUUUAAAUACUGUUUAGAGUCAGAAGUGUAUGUAAGGGUAUGGACCCUACCCUACCUGUAGGGUCCAUAUCCUACUGGUAGAGUGUGGACAUUGGGCAUUAAAACCAGAACCUUUCAGCUGGGAGUAGAACUCCCUAUCACCUUCCAAAGAUAGAAACACCCACAAAGCCCCACCUAUAAUUCUGAUUAUAUUACACAGUUAUGCAGUUAUUCAACUGCAAACAUGUUGGCCAUGUCCAAAGAACUUACGUAAUUUCAUAUACAAAAUCCACUGUAGCGUAACCUGCAGGUCACUUAGUUAUGUAUUCAUAAAAGGUUAGAUAUUAUUAGUGUCAUUAUUUGUAUUCUUGUAUAGAUUAUUUCAAUGAGGCAGGCCUUAUUAAUGUAGAAUAUGAAUUAGGAAUUAUGUAAAUAGUAUUUUCCGUAGAAUGUGUGACAUUCUCUCCUGUGACCUGUCAAAAACAUCACAAACUUAAAAUAUAUGUUUUUGUUUACACUGGGAAGGUUUUGGUGUAUUUCUUUAAGAGAUCCUAACAUGGAAGUUGAUGCACUUUCUUAUCCAAAGCAACAAACCAAAGUCCUUUGGGAAUGAAUUACUACAACUAAAUUACGACUACUACUAUGACUAAUGUAUACGUUAUAUUUGGUUAACAAAUUAUUUUUUUAUUAUUUUUUAACGUGUCUGUCUAAUGUACUCAAAUUGAGGUAAUUCAAUCAACUUUUCUUGCAUUUAGCUGAUUAAAAUGUCAUCUUCUACAAGUCUACACCAAUGGCACAUUCCAACCUUUUCAUACCAUCCUGGUUUCACGUUUAAUAAAUUCUUACUAGUAUGACUUUGCAGUGUAUUAACAUUUGAUCUAGUUAUUCGUAAACCGAAGAAGAUAGCAAUUUUAGAUGUUUUAUUAUUGUAACCUUCCACAGGAUGUCUGCUAUGCAGAGACACAAUUAUUCUGUUGAGAACUGGUCAUUUAGAGUGCUCUUGGGCAAAAUAAGGAACACUUACUUGCCCAGUUAGCGGUAAUUGCUCUGCACAAAGAGAUAUACGUAACAUUUUGUGAUGCAACGUGUCUGUAUGUCCCAUUUAUUCUGAAAAAUGUGUAUUUAAAAAUCUGUUAAGCUGGUGGGAAACGAUGAUUCCCACCAGCAAGAGGUGCUAUAGAGCAACUUGUACACAGUUGGUUGGUAUAGCACACGAUUUUGAAUGUUUAACCUUCAAUCUUGUACUUCCGUUUAUAAAUGUAAGUUAUUACAAGGAAA
This is a messenger RNA of Gadus morhua (Atlantic cod), 3991 nucleotides long. RefSeq names its product calcium/calmodulin-dependent 3',5'-cyclic nucleotide phosphodiesterase 1B. NCBI's taxonomy places the organism in Eukaryota, Metazoa, Chordata, Actinopteri, Gadiformes, Gadidae. Gene Ontology annotation, biological process: signal transduction. Gene Ontology annotation, molecular function: 3',5'-cyclic-nucleotide phosphodiesterase activity. The transcript has 14 exons. The record is from RefSeq and is a predicted model, not a curated record. Bases 1082 to 2635 code for a protein of 517 amino acids.